CUGAUCAUCGAGCACACUUGCAGUAAACGAUGCGAGCUUCAGUCGACCAAAUACGCUCGCAGGAAUCAGACGCGUACUCGCUGCUGGCAAGUUAAACACGCGUUGCUAUUGGCAUGGUAUAAACAUUUCGAUUGCGUAUGGUUUUUCUGUAAAUUUUCAUUAGAAAAUUCGCGUUUGAUUGUGAUACAAUGCGUUUUUGUCCCUGAAAUUAGCUGCUGGAUUUGGUCUUCAAUUAAAACUGUCUGUCGAAUUACACGACGAAACUGUAGUUUGGUGUGAUUUGAUUAGUGUCUUAUAAAUCUUGUGUGUGUUUUACAUAACUAAGGCUUGGAAAUUUUCGCUGACAUCGAUCAAUAUCCUGGAAUCCAAUAGAAAAUCUUAUAUAUUAUGGAUUCAUCAAAAUACUGAUCGUGUGCUGUGUAGUUUGUGUUCAUUUAUUUUAUUUUGUGCGAACGUUUAAGUGAUUUAAUAAGGAUAUUAAGAUGCAACACCAUCCGGGAUCUUGGUACUUGCCUUGGGGGGUGCCCCUGCAAAAGAUGGUGGCGGUACCCAUUCAUCCAACAGGUCAUCUACACCUGCAGCCACCUGCGAUGCAUGUGCAGCCCAUGUUGACUGGUCUUCCAGCGCCUUUGGCCACACUAAGAAGUUUCGUCACGCAACCCACCAUUCGUCAGAGAAAGCUAUGUGAUAAAGACAAAACUAAGUUAACUGGUACAGAAAAAAGGAAAGCUGACGAUGGAGAACCUAAUAAAGACCUAAAGAAGGCAAAACUAGAGACCAAAGCCUUAAAAGCAAAGAGGCCCGGAUUUACAGACGACCGUUACAACGAAACGUCCUACUACAUUGAAAAUGGCCUGCGGAAGGUUUAUCCAUAUUACUUCACGUUUACGACUUUCACAAAAGGACGCUGGGUCGGCGAAAGGAUUCUGGACGUAUUCGCUAGAGAAUUUCGAGCCCAUCCUGCAGAAGAAUACGAACGGUGCAUACAGGCUGGAACGCUGACUGUAAAUUACGAAAAAGUUCCCACCGAUUACAAAUUAAAACACAACGAUUUAUUGGCAAACGUAGUUCAUAGACAUGAAGUUCCCGUCACUAGCCAACCCAUCACCAUUGUACACAUGGACGAGGACAUUGUGGUGGUUAAUAAACCUGCUUCUAUCCCAGUUCAUCCAUGUGGACGAUACAGACAUAAUACUGUAGUAUUUAUACUUGCCAAAGAAUACAACUUAAAAAAUUUACGGACAAUACACAGAUUAGACAGACUAACCAGUGGGCUGUUGCUAUUUGGUAGAUCGCCGAAAAAGGCUAGACAAAUGGAACACCAAAUUAGAAAUAGACUCGUACAAAAAGAAUAUGUUUGCAGAGUCGAAGGCGAAUUUCCCGAUGAAAUAAUUGAAUGUAAAGAACCUAUUGAAGUCGUAAGUUACAAAAUAGGCGUAUGUAAAGUCUCACCGAAAGGUAAAGAUUGUAAUACAAUUUUUCAAAAAUUAGGAUAUAAUGGAAAAACCAGCAUUGUGCUAUGUAAACCUAAAACAGGGAGGAUGCAUCAAAUUAGGGUUCAUUUACAAUAUUUAGGUUAUCCUGUAGUUAAUGAUCCACUAUACAAUCAUGACGUAUUUGGCCCACAAAAAGGAAAAGGUGGCGAUUUAGGCGGAAAAACCGAUGAAGAACUAGUUAAAGACCUUAUUCAUAUUCACAACGCGGAAAAUUGGUUAGGCAUGGAUGGUGACAGUGAUCUUUCUAUGUUCAAUCCCAGAAAAGGGGACUUAGAUGAUUCGUUAGUUGGAAGUCUCGUAGUAAAAGAUCGAGUGCUCGGUGAUGACGAUGCCGAACCUGUAUCUAGGGAACCAUCGCCCUGUGAAGAAUCUUGUGAGUCAGCAGUCAUAUUACCCCGUGAGUCCUCCAUUAGUCCUAACCCUGUGAUGAUGGAUUCCUUAACUGGUAGAAGGCAAAUUGAUAACAAUGCCACAGUUACUGUAGCAACACAGACUGGCCAUGAAGCUCCAGAUUUCAGCUUUAACCCCGACAAAAUGACUGUCGACAAACACUGUUAUGAGUGCAAAGUCCGAUACAGGGAUCCCAAACCACAAGAUUUGGUCAUGUAUCUACACGCUUGGAAGUAUAGGGGUCCUGGAUGGGAAUUUGAAACAGAACUUCCAGAAUGGGCCCGAGUAGAUUGGGUGGACGUUGAUACUACCGAGUAGAAGUAACCAAACUAUAAAAACUAUUAUUUAUACAAACUUAUACUUCCUUAAUAUGCUACCAUAUAAGGCGUCUCUAAUCCAUUCUGUCUUUCCAUGCUAUUAGAGUUUUAUAUGAACUUAGGGUUACACUUGUAGUUUUAAAACCCUAAGCAAAAAGGCCAGGGUCCAAAAUAAAAUCGUUUUCGUCAUUAAUUGUAGAAAGCAACUGAUUUUGCUCAUUUAACAGCCAACAGCCACGAGUUUUUUUUUUACACAUCCCUAAAUUCAAUUAGUACAGAUUCGUAUAAAAUAUAAUGAGCAAAAUAUUUUGCUAUUAUUAUAAAAUGCUAUACUAAGCAAAUGUAUUAUUUAGAUAAAAUGAUAUAUUUGUGAAUUUCGUUUAAUUUAGGUAUUUCAGUGCUAAAAUGAUAUAAUAUAGCUGGCCUUGGUGCCUAGAAAAUUUGAAAAGUCAAUCAAACGACUAUUUUUAUAUGUCAUUCGCAAAUAAAAUUGUUACAGUAAGUGCCAUUUUAUAAUCUGCCGCGAUUUUAUGCAGAGUUUAAAAGUUGAUUUUACAAAUUUAUCAUAAAUGAGAAGAUAAACAGUACUGGAAUACAAACUGUGCCUUGUUGAUGUGUGUUGUGAAAUAAUUUGCAGAAUAUAAUCACAAAAUGUAACAUAUAUAUCCGAUUUUUCAUAUCAGCUUAAGAUAUCGGACCCUUGCUUAAAAAUAAAUUUAUGAUGUAUUGAUUUACUAUUUAUUUAGUUUUCGAUAGUAGAGCACUGACAAGGAGUGUUGUUUUUUGGAUUGAACUUUGUGAAAUAUCCCAUGUUUUAUUUUUCAGUAUUUUUAUUAAUUUACAAUAUUUAUCAGUAGAACAACAUAAAAGACAACUUUAACAUUCUUCCCUUUAAUAUAUUAAACUGUACACAAGUUUUCUAUUAAUCAUAUGUUUAGUAAUAUGUACAUAAGUUGAUAAAAAUCGUCUACAAACGUUGGACAAUAUGCGUAUAAUACGUUAAUUUCUAUUUUAAUUUACAUAUUUGUUCGACCUUUUAUUGGUAGAUUAUUAAAAUUAAACCUUAGAUAAAUUAAUAUUGUCUAAUAUUUAUCAGAAAUUAUUUGUGUUCAGUUUCUAAUUAUACCAUAUCAUUUUAAGAAUAUUUGUGAUAUUGUUAGUCCAAUUUAUUGCUAACCAUUAUAUGUGUGAUUUGUUAUUUUUUGUUUCAUUCCAUAAUCAUGGGAUGAGUAGUUAAAUUCCAUAGAUUAGUGAAAAUGUCAGUGCUUUUUAAAAAAUCAUUUACAAUAUGUAUCAGCUCAAAGGAAACAUGUAUUAGAUAAUGUUUUAAGAUACAAAUAUUUGAUUACUUGUUAAUAUAAAUUAAAUUAAAAAAUUAAAGCAUACUGCACCAAUUUUAUUUAUUACAAUUUUUAUCUAUACAGGAUUUCCUCGGGCAGGGUGGAGUAAGUGAUUUAAAAAUUGUGAAAUUACAGUAAAUUAGAUAAAUAUUUACCUGAUAUUUACAUUAUCAGAAGAAGUUUAUACAGAAAUAUUUUUGUAUAGCCAUUGGACUAUAUAGAUUUUUAUAUUUACUGUAAUUGAUUGUUUUAAUUAUUAUUUGAUAUUUGUGAUGUUAAGACAAAUAUAGGGACCUACAUUACAAUAGUAUAAGUGUAAAUUGACAAAAAUAUGUAAAAUAUUGUUCUUUAGAUUUCAUUAUAUAUGUAUACAUAUGUAUGUAAUCAAAUUUCUGUUAAAUUAAAUUAAAAAUGAUAAUAUUGAUCAAAAUAUAAUUCUAUAUUAUGAGAUGGAUUGCGAUGAUAGUUAAAAUUGCUUAAAGAGCACUUAUCUAAAAAUCAUAUCCAAAGAAAAUAAUAUAUAUAUAUUAUGGCAAAAUUAUACAAUCCCGAAAGAGCUUAAAUAAUAUAUUUAGCUUUUGUAUUUUUUUUAAUAUUUUAUAAAUCAUUACUAGUAAUUUCUGACAUGUUUUAUAGCUUGCGCUUCCAUUUUAUAUUCUAGUUUUGGAAGAUCAGAAAACAAGAACAAAUAUUUUCAUAAAUUAAAAACAACAAUAAAUGUAAUUAUUGUUGACGUCUGAACGUCUUAACGUCUUCUGGUACUCUGACAAAGAGUGAAAAAUAAAAUUAAAUAGUAAUAUUGUAAAGUAAAAAGACAAUCAAGGAUAAUUCAUAUACAACAAAAUUGCGGCUAUUUUCCCAUAUUUAAUUUUGAUUUUUCACUCAGCGGUCAUGUAUAAAAUUUCUAAAAGACAGUAUUUUGUUAAUCUGCUUAGGUUUUGAAAUUAGUUACCAUUCACAUAAACACAAAUAAUUUGUACAAAACAUAUAAUUUGUUUUCGAGUGGAUGGAUUUUAUGUAUAAUUAUUGGCAUUGUUGUAAUUUAAAGUAUUUGCUAUCACAUUGUUAAACUUUGAGUUCAUAGCUUUUUAUAAUCUGUGAUGAUUAUUGUUUAUAAAGCUAUGACAAGGUAUUUUAAGAAAAUAUAGACAUGUAAUUAUAUUGUAGUUAAAGUGUGUAAUAAAAUCAAAAGAAAACGA
Messenger RNA from Aethina tumida (small hive beetle), 4742 nucleotides. Its product is annotated as pseudouridylate synthase RPUSD2. Bases 483 to 2204 code for a protein of 573 amino acids. The transcript has 11 exons. NCBI's taxonomy places the organism in Eukaryota, Metazoa, Arthropoda, Insecta, Coleoptera, Nitidulidae. Gene Ontology annotation, biological process: pseudouridine synthesis. The record is from RefSeq and is a predicted model, not a curated record. Gene Ontology annotation, molecular function: pseudouridine synthase activity; RNA binding.